This is a messenger RNA of Paramacrobiotus metropolitanus, 2122 nucleotides long. Its product is annotated as transmembrane protease serine 9-like. Gene Ontology annotation, molecular function: serine-type endopeptidase activity. The transcript is spliced from 14 exons. The coding region runs from base 101 to 1984 and encodes 627 amino acids. Lineage: Eukaryota; Metazoa; Tardigrada; Eutardigrada; Parachela; Macrobiotidae. The record is from RefSeq and is a predicted model, not a curated record. Gene Ontology annotation, biological process: proteolysis.
AGGAACACUAGGAGUGCUGUUAGUACUUGUAUGUAAGUUGUAAGCAGUUAAUAUUAUUGCUUUGGAAAGGAAUAUGGCACAAAUGUUUUCCGCUUAGCUUAUGUUACUUUAUUUGCUGAAUUAUAUUAAUAACACCCGAGAAGCAAUGCAAAUUUUGUACAACUUUACGGUCAUCCUUUGUUGUGUUAUACCGUGCAUUGCCGUUAAUGCUGACUAUGGCUGCGGAAGAACAGUAUUUCCGGCCAAGCAUAACCGGUUUAUCGACAAAAUCGUAGGGGGAACAGUGGCCGAAAAAGGGUCAUGGCCUUGGCAAAUUCAUCUCGCUCGAACCGUUAGUUUCCUGGGUCUGUUCAACACAACAACAUUUGGAUGCGGCGGAACUAUCAUCGACCAGCAGUGGAUCAUUACAGCCGCGCACUGCGUCGAUCCGAAGACUGCAUCACUGCAUUUUAUCCGAGUCGGUCAGCAUGACUCUAGCAUUCAGGAACCACAUGCAAGGAAUUACGGAGUGGACAGAGUUAUAGUGCACGAGAAUUAUGUUUCUUAUGUUUACAAAAAUGAUAUUGCACUACUGCACUUGACAACGCCCAUCGAGUAUUCUGAUUAUGUUCAACCGGCAUGUCUGGCGGACGAAGGGCACGAUCCUCUUCCCGGAACAGAGUGCGCGGCCACAGGUUGGGGUCACACAGAUCCUAAACCACCUCCAAUAUUUGGAAAAGAAGCCUAUUAUGCGGAACACAGUACGAAAGCGGCUUUAGGAAGCAGCCUCUUACGACAAGUAUUCGUAAACGUUGUGGACCGAAGUAUUUGCAAUGGAACGGAUUAUUAUAAAGGAAAGAUUACCGAUGCAAUGUUGUGUGCCGGGAGCCCGGGCAAAGAUGCGUGUCAGGGAGAUAGUGGUGGCCCGUUUGUUUGUACCAGUACCGGGAAUGGGAAAUCUGCACAAACAUAUACUCUUGUUGGAGUAACAAGCUGGGGCCAUGGAUGCGCGGCGGAAAGGCGUCCAGGGGUGUAUACGAGAAUCGGGAAAUUCAAAGCCUGGAUCGAAGGAAAAAUUGCUACUGCGGCAUUUGUGUGCCACUUUGAAUUAUCUCGAGCCACAAUGGUCUCGAUAGGUGGACUCAUCGAACUGGUUUUCCUUGCAGCUGUAUUUGUGCCAACUGGCCGAGCAAAUCAAUGUGGGAUACCUUCCAUCCGUCCCAACACAAAAAUCAACAAAAUUGUUGGCGGUCAGGACGUCAUCAAAGGAAGUUGGCCAUGGCAAGUGCGGAUUGGGUACAGGCGUGCAACCUGGUUUGGAACAAGCAUUGACUUGAUUUGCGGCGGAAGUCUAAUAUCACCGCGCUACAUCGUCACAGCGGCUCACUGUGUUGACCAUGACCAGACUCCAAGCAAAUACCAAGUGACGGCUGGAGAUUUUGACCGCACUGUAAUUGAGGAUUCUGAGGAGAAUUACGAAGUCAAGCGUAUCAUCAUGUAUCCUCAGUAUCGACCAGACACCACGGAUAACGAUUUAGCGCUGUUGGAGCUAGAAGAAAAUGUACAGUUCGGUCGGGAAGUGUGGCCUAUUUGUCUGCCAGAAAAAGGAUUCGAUCCCAGCACCGGCACGCGCUGUUUCGCGACCGGCUGGGGCGACACAGAGGCCACCGAAUGGGCUCGCAGUAUCCAAUCGCGCGCCCUGACACGCGCGCAGAGUGUCAUCCUGCAACAGGUGGCCGUGUACACGAUGUCGCGGGAAAUGUGCCGGCAGCGGUAUUACCCUGGACUAAUUUCCGACCAGAUGAUCUGCGCUGGCUACGACGAAGGCGGAAAAGAUCCUUGCAAAGCGGACAGCGGUGGACCUUUGGCGUGCUUGAAUCGAUAUGGCGGUUUCGAUCUUGUAGGAGUUAUCAGCUGGGGACACGGUUGUGCUUGGUCCAAGCAACCCGGCGUUUACACAAGGGUUGGAUCUUUCGUCGACUGGAUCGCUGAUAACGCUUUUUAAUAUCGACACGUUUGAGAUCCCCUGCUAGAAUGUCACCCUAGCCGGAUUUUUUGUUGCAGUUGUCAGUAAAAUCACAGAAUACAUUGGUGUAUAAGUGACAACUGGUGCUCAUUUGCCUAUUAAACAUGGACGGUGUUG